UUGUGUGAGCUUAGCUGUAAAACAGACUUUGAACUCCAACCAGCUCAGUAGCAGACAGCUGUGCAGAACAAAGCACGACUCCAGCACGAGGCUUUACGAGAUACCAAUUAAAAAAGAGAGCCAGAGAGGGAAAGAGGACAGCGUGUUUUAAUAGCUUUUCUUGGAGAAUACAUCCCAAAUCAAAAUAACAGAGAUGGCUACAAUGUUCAGAUACCCCGUCUUUCCUCAUCUGCAGGAUCCCUGUGAUCCUGGUUUGUCGCUGUCAGCAGGGAGGAGUGUCAUGGCGGAACCGGACUAUAUGGACGAAGACUGUGAUGAGCUCAUCAAGCCCAAGAAACUGAUCAACCCAGUGAAAAGCUCCCGUAAUCACCAGGACUUGCACAGAGAGUUGCUCAUGAACCAGAAGAGGGGUCUGGCUCCUCAGAACAAACCUGAGCUCCAGAAGGUUCUGGAAAAGAGAAAGAGGGACCAAGUUCUCAAGCAACAGAAGGAGGAGCAAGAAGCCCACAAGAAGAGGAGUGACUUGGAGAUAGAGCUCAUGAAAAGACAACAGAAACUAGAGCAGCUUGAACUGGAGCAACAGAAAAUUGAGGAGGAACAGGAGAACACCCCCGAGUUUGUGAAGAUGAAAAGCAACCUGCGCAGGACCAAGCAGGAGACCGACGGGGAGGAACGAACCACCUAAAAAAAAAAAACCAUCAGGGGUGGCUGGGUCUGGCUGACUGUGCAUAUUUUUGUGAGCACAGAGGCAACAGGAGUGUGUGUACAAAGGAGAGAGAGUGUGUUGUGUCUGUGGUACACGGUGGUGACCAUGAUCUUGGACCUGGCUUUCCCAACCUAGCUGUUCCUUCGUGCAGUGAGGAGAGAGACUUUAAAGAAUAAAGACCCCCCUCGGUUUGCCUGCAAUGGACCGCCAGUACCCAUACCCACCCAGCAGCACACAGCACCCCCCACAGGAGGACCUAACACAUGUUACAUGAUUUUUUUCCACAAGGGCGAGCAAGCUUUCAAGGAGCUCUGAGGGAGAUGCGACCAAACACACACACGCAGACGCACACACACAGGAGUAUUUGUCCCCUAUGUUUUUCACUCCUUUCUCCACAGCAAGCUCUCAUUUCUCUUUACUGUUAUUGAUGUUGUCAUUGUUAUUGUUGUUGUUUUU
This is a messenger RNA of Pundamilia nyererei, 1162 nucleotides long. RefSeq names its product family with sequence similarity 107 member B (gene fam107b). The transcript is spliced from 4 exons. The record is from RefSeq and is a predicted model, not a curated record. Lineage: Eukaryota; Metazoa; Chordata; Actinopteri; Cichliformes; Cichlidae. The coding region runs from base 194 to 685 and encodes 163 amino acids.